Molecule: messenger RNA, 1949 nt
Organism: Homalodisca vitripennis (glassy-winged sharpshooter)
Lineage: Eukaryota; Metazoa; Arthropoda; Insecta; Hemiptera; Cicadellidae
Exons: 2
Coding region: 368-1750 (460 amino acids)
Source: RefSeq, a predicted model, not a curated record
GGAAAGCUUAGUGUAAUAUUUUCUAUAAUCUAUAAGUUCUAACAAAAUUGAAUCCUAAUACUGGUACAUAUCAAUUAACAAUAAUUAUUUUAGUAUAAAAACGAGUCAAACAGAAAGUAUUUAUUUUUAAAUAGUAUUAAGUUAACAAUCAGUUUCAGUGGUCAAAAGGCACUCGCAUCUAGUUGGCGCCUUGAGAACACAAAGAAAUCUGGCAACAGUGCAGCCGCGCCCCUCCCAACCGUCAUCUUGUUAUUGUAGUGACUCACGGCCCACGCUCGUCGCGUAUCACGUAGUCUGUACUCAUCCGCCGACUUGUACACUUAUAGUGUUGUGUUUUCUGUAUUCGUUGCCUCCACUGGUUUGUUUAAUGUUUAGUUUAAUCUGCAGUUCUAAAAAAAUGGCAUCUCAAAAUAAUCGAAAACGACCGAAUCCAAAAUCAAUUAUUAGUUCAUAUUUUCAAAAAGUUGAGAAAAUAACAGACGACAAUGAACCACGUGUAAAAAAGACUAAUACAUCUUCAUCACAACCUGAUCCUGACUCAUGCAUAAAUACUUUAUCAAUUUCUCUUACCGAUGCUGCAUCUAACAACACCACUAUUGUGAACACUGAAGAGCACAAUGAAAACCAAAAUACAUCCCUAGAAUUAGGUAGAGAUGGUAGUUGUGCCAAUGACAUAGGGCUUUUUGUGAAUAAAAAGACAGAUGAAUUUACAAAGUGUCAAUUGUUAGAACGACAUUGGACACCGCCCAAAUCAUAUGAAUUCCCACAUUCAAUUCACACUAAAAAUGGCAAGGAAGUAAAACGUUACUUAGGUCAUCAACACCUGGAACAAAGAAAUUGGCUAGUUUUUUCCGACGUUAAAAAGGGGUUAUUUUGUAAGUUCUGCGUUUUGUUUUCCGAUAAAAAGUGUGGGCACAAUAAAGGGAUGUUAGCUCAGAACCUUGUAACCCAACCCUUGACUUCAUAUGCCAAGCUAUUGGGUAAAGACGGCUUCAUACAAACACAUGAAAACACGGCUUAUCAUAAAAUAUGCGUGCAGGCGACUUUGCUCAACUCUUUAUGCACGGCUGAGUUUGUAAUAUCAAUGAUGUCAUUGAUUGACGUUCUAAAAGUCUCAUUGCCGCUCAGUCGACUUCUACAAACACCAUCACUUGACACUAACCGGGCAUCUACCGCAGUCACCAACACCAUGGCAACAUUAAAAGAAAGAAGGAUUAAAUGUGAUGAUAUAUUCAAACAAAUAUUUUUUGAAACCAAAGCGCUAGCAGAGGAGCUGGAUGUUGAAUUGAAGUUACCAAGACGUACGGGCAGUCAAACUAAGAGAUCAAAUCACCCAGGAGACGUAGAAGAGUACUACAGACGAUCUAUUUAUAUACCUCUUCUUGAUAAUGUUUGUGCUGACUUAACAUCCAGGUUAAGUUAUAGCUCACUGGAAUGUUUUGGCCUACGAGGAAUAAUUCCCACCAAUAUAGUUGAGGAUGCCAGAGAAAAAAAUGAUCUCAUUGUCAAUUUAAAAAAAGGUUUCGAACAGUUUGCACCUAUUAUCGGUGAUGGAGAUACCCUAAGUAAUGAAAUUCAGUUUGAAGGUGAAGUGGACCUGUGGAAAAAUCACUGGAAGAUGAAGAAGGAGAAAGAGCAAAAUGUAAAACUCCCUGAAGAUAUAUUGAAAGUGUUAGACUCCUGUGACCCAAAUAUAUUUCCAAUUAUCCAUGAUGUUCUCAAAAUCUUGGCCACACUUCCAGGUACGUAAAUUAAUAAAUAAAAUUAGUCAUAUAGGUAUGGGCUGGCUGGGUGACUUUACAUACUUUAGAUAUGUGGGUUUAAAUGGAAAAGCACACAGAAUGGGUACUGUAUUACCUGAAGAGUAUACUAUAAGAACUAACCUAAGAAUAAAAUUGUUUUCCAAGUUUAACUUAAAUAAAUAUAAAUGUAACACACAAGCAAGUAAU